This is a messenger RNA of Trichomonas vaginalis G3, 2049 nucleotides long. RefSeq names its product RW1 protein-like protein family. The record is from RefSeq and is a predicted model, not a curated record. NCBI's taxonomy places the organism in Eukaryota, Parabasalia, Trichomonadida, Trichomonadidae. Bases 1 to 2049 code for a protein of 682 amino acids. Gene Ontology annotation, cellular component: membrane. The transcript has a single exon.
AUGGAAUAUGCUUUGACGAUAAAUAAUAUUCAAUACAACAAAACAGUGAUUUUCCGCAAAUUCGGAGACAUUGCGAAAUGCGCUUAUUAUACUCCACACGGUAACGAUCCAACAACAGUCGCGCAUGUCUCUAUUUCCAAUUUUCACCCUGAUCCUUUGAUGAUUCUUUCUGCGACGGUCGAAUCCCCAUAUUUCUCCGUAAAAGAAUUUUUCCCUCAAGUGGUCGGCAACAAAAACUACUCGGAAGAAUUUUUCAUUACGUUAAACAAAAAUUUCGACAUUUUAGAACAACAACUUUACUUAAUUGUCCAAACAAACGCUUCCAGGCACAAGUUUCCCAUCAUACGACGUCCAAUGCCUAUCGAAAUUGCCUCAAAUACCUUAAAUGUCUCGAUUGACUCACAUACCAAUUUAAUUAAGUUCGACAGCGUCUUCAAUAUGUCAUCGAGGACAUUGUCGUUCAGAGUAAAGAACAAUAACCACGCCAGAAUAUUUUUAAAGAACGUAUUUACUAGAUUUCCCUGUAUUUUAGUAGAAAGAAUCGAUCCCUACUCAGAUGGAGCCAUCGAACCAUUCCAGACAUUAAUUGUAUGGGUGAGAAUCACUUUCGUGGCCUUUUGCAACACAAAUACAACAAUUACUUUCAAUUUCGAACACAAGAACGUUUCAAUUGGCCUAUUAUACAAUCUACUCCCAGGAACAAUGAAAUUGGACAUAGCUUUACGUAACAAUUUCAUUAUCGGAGCAGAUUAUGAAGGAUAUAUCACUGUAAAGUCAGAAUUUGCAGACAAAUUACGUAUUAUCGAUAUCCAAGCAAACUACCCUCAAGUAAUACCUCAUAAAAUGCCGCUUGUAAUUACAAAUUACUCAAAUUUUGUUAUUGCAACGUAUAAUAUCUCUCUUGACGAGAAUUUCCCACUUACAGCUGGAUUUUUCAAUAUACUGAGAGAGAAUGAUACAUUCGAAACCCAGAAAAAGCGUUGGAAAGAGCUUUGGACAGGAAAUUUCGUAUUUCCAAUUGAAAUCAAGCUCAGACUUGAAAACGGCUUCUAUUUCAUGGCCACCAUGGACGGUAAUAUCUCGCACGCGGCCUUUCCGCAGGGAAUUAUCGAUUUCGGAACAAUUCAUGCGGAUGAAAUCUUCUGUAAGUCGAUAAAUCUACAUAAUCCGUUCACCAGGCCAAUUGUCUUCACAUUUCACGAUAUUGUGAAUGAAACGAACCCGAAAUUCAACAUAAAACACCGAAAAAUUAUUUCUAUUGACAGCCACGAGACGAAGGAGUUCAUGCUGACGUUCGAGGGUACUGUUCCCGGCAAGUACAACCUGGAAAUACCGGUCAUGACCAACUGUACACCUCCUUUUACGAUAAUAAUUUCGGCGAAUGUAGAAUAUCCUCGAGUUCGGUUCAGUAAUGAAGAUCACAACAUGGUAACCAGUAUAGAAUUUAUUGUUGGUGACGAUCAGCAGUACAUGUUGAAUAAAUGGACGAAAUGCGUUUAUGUGACUAAUAAUGCGUUCUCUCCUAUCUCGAUGAAUAACUUGUACAUCACUCCCAACACGUUCAUUUCAUUCCGAGCCAAUAAAACCAGUUUGCAGCCUUACCAGACGACAUCUGUCUGUUUCGACUUCUCAUUGUGGCUUUUCGACUCGGACAAGACCGAAGGAAACAUUUCUUUCACGGUCCUCGCCCAGCAUUACUUGUAUACGCUCCCAAUUUACGUUAAAAUUAGUGAUAAAGCCGUAAAACAAGUAAAUGAAGCAGUAAACAAGACGAUGAAGGUUAUUUCGACGAUAGGACUGAUGUCACCUUUUGUGUCACUUUUGAUAAGUAUUACUGUAUUUAUUUGGUUCCGAAAAGACAUGAAAUGGCGCGAGAGGAGAGUACAUAGAGCUGCCAAACAAUACAGUGUUAAAGAGUACACAACUGCUGAAGUUCAGAAAGAUGAUUUGACUUCAAAUCCAAAGACUCAGUGGGUGAAGAGAAGAAACUGGACUCCGAAGUCUGCAAAUGACGCAACAAUUGGACUUAUGGCACAACUUAUACAAUAA